GGGGGAGCAUGUGCUUACCGAUGUGAUGUAGCAUUGUAUCAAUUACAUGAAGCCAGUUUGGUCCAGUGCGUAUUAGGCCUACAGCAUAAAUUACUGGCAAACAUCUGCAUUUUGCAAACAGUGUGUCCUGUUGCGCUGUGAUGAGUAUUUCACUGCGUGUUUCUGUGUAGAUAAGAAGCCAACACACUGAAAUUAUUUCGGGAGGCUUACAACCUUCGGUGUAGCUUACAGGGCGCAGGUUCUCACUGGUCUCUUGCUCCAACGAGUCAGUUGCUGUGUGAUCUCUGAAUCGCAGGGUGGGAGGAUCCAGUGUUUGCCUGCGCAAGUGCUGUAAUCUUCCUUACUGUUGGAUACCGAGGGAGAGGUACGCUAUAACAGUUACGACACUACUGUCAGCCUCAACUUGCCACAGAUGCUGGAGACAGAAAACAAGCAACAAGCGUCGGUGGCUAGAAAGAGACAAGUUUCCCUCGACAGAACGAGGAAAUGAGCUACGCGCCAUGGGAAUCUUCAUCUUGAGUCGCUCUUUGGAACGGUCUUAAGGCGCAGUGCAUCUGUAAUAGAGAGGAUACCUUCUUCAAGCUGUUUUCUCGCGUUUUUCAUACGCCAAACAGCAGCGCCACUACUCAACACAGAGCUCGCAGGUGGAGGUGCGUGUGUGUCAUCUAUGGCGGGGAUGUGAGGCGACGGGAGAGACCGCUCGCUGAAUCCGCCGAGCACCGUGCCUCCAGCUUGCCAGCUGAGAGGGAAAGCAGGGUCGUGCCCCGGUUGGAGCUCCAUCUGUGUGCGCCUUCAACCGAGGACAGCUGUUAUUUCAGCCGUUGGAACCAUCGGUGAAACCUCAACUGGAGGGUGGACGUAGGGAAACGUCGAGUUUGGGAAGUUUUGCACAUAAUUCUAAGCACCAUGAUCUUUAUGAUUAUCGGGGCUGCUAUUGUAAUGGCGGUAGCGUGUUUAACGGACAUGAACGCUCUUCUGGAUCGCUUUCACAACUAUAUCUUACCACAUUUAAGAGGAGAGGACCGCGUCUGUCAUUGCGACUGUGGAAGGCACCAUGUGCACUACGUGAUCCCGUACGAUGGGGACCAGUCACUGGUGGACUCCACGGAGAACUACUUUGUGAGCAGUGGCAUCACCAAGCAGGAGAUGGACCUGAUGCUGGGCCUCCUGCUGGGCUUCAUCCUGAGCUGGGUGCUGCUGUGGCUGGACGGAGUGCUGCAGUGUGCCCUCAGGGCCUGGAGAACCAGCCCACACCAUGACAUAGUGCCAUGGGAGUGGCUGUCUCGUGUGUGCAACCUGCGGGACCUGCGCAGACGGCUGCAGCUGCGGCUGCUGGAGGACUCUGGGGGGAACAUGGUGCACAUCAAGCAGAAGCUGUACCACAACGGCCACCCCAGCCCCCGGCACCUCUGAGACAGGACCCCCCCCCCCCCCCCCCCGCCUCAGACACGGCCCAGCACGCCUUUGACUCCACCCUACUUCAGUGCACUGAUGGCCCACCAUGCAGAACCUGUUCCAGCAGAUAGAGGGACGGACAGACAGACAGAUGGUCGGCUCGCCUCACACCUGCACCAGAGGCCUCCCACUUCUCUUUAAAUUUCACCUGUGUCUCGUACCAAUCCAUCUCUCUCAUUUCCUCUCACAGUAGACGGCCCGCAUCGCCCCUGACUCAGAGAGGCCCAUAUGACUCCUCUUUAGUCACUGCUGACAAGAUCCAUCUCAGCAUGACUCACUCUCCAGGUCUGAGUUUAAGCAUCCACCCUGAGACAAGACGCUCCAACCAUGACACCCACCCAUCAUGUCUUUAAGGCAGGCAUCUGGACACUGGAGACCACACAUCCACCUUAAACCAUCAACUGUACGUUCUUCAGAUUUCACCAGUCUGCAAUCUCAGCAUUUGGUGAGACAGUUCACAACACCAUGGUUAUUCCAAACCUUUUGUUGACACCAGCACAGCUUAGACCACCUUCACACAACCUUCAGUCGACCUUCCCCUGGCCUUCAUUGGCUUAGUCCAUUUAUUCCUUAGGUGGCCAUUCUUAGAAAGAAUUCUAUUAUGUGAUGUCGUCAGCAAGAAUGUGUGUGUUCUUUAUGGGGGAAGGAGCACGAGUGGGGAGGGGGCUGUUGGAAGGAGGUGUACAGUAACCUUUGCUUGCAGGUCUUUUGUAGAGUAGGUGUCUACUUUGCUUGCAGUAGUCUGCUUUUAAUCGGUCCUGUCUGUGAAAGUGAGUGUGUGUGUGUGUAUGUGUGUUUGUGUAAAUGAGGUGGGAGGGAGUCGAGGUUCAUAUAUUUUUGAUGUCUCCAUUUUUCAAAUGGGAUUUUGUGCCCAGGGAAAAUGUUUGUUAGUGUCUAUUUUGGAGAAUCCGCAUGUUUAUAUAUAUAUAUUAUAAAAAAAACUGCGGGGGAGGGUACGUGCCGGUGCUAGUGGAACAUUAGUGGGGUUCUGACUUUUUAAACAAGCAGGGUUUGGGUUUAACAGAAAAGAACCUUCAUAGUCAAAAUCAAUGUUGUAAAUAUAUAUUUUUUCUUUGAUCGACUAGUCGUUUGAAUUUUGGGUAAAAACUAACUGAAUGUUUGCAAUGAUAAUGUUGGAAAGGAUUUAGGGAGAGAGGAGGGCAUUGAGGUUUGGUAAGAGCAAAGUACUCAAGGACUGUUCUGGUAAAUGAUUCAUGCACUUAAUGAAUUAUGGGUAUCACUUUGGCUGCUCUGAAUGUCCCUUGUGGAUAUUGUUUCAACUAACACACAUACAUCGCCACUAAUAUGUGCGCUUAUGUUGGAGUCUGACCAGAGAAAACCAAUUGAAGAAUCUUCCACUGUCAGAGAAUACUAGUUUGGUAAACCAUUUUAACGCAAAUGGAGAUGAUGUUGAUUGCUAGACUGUAGGUUAUGCUUAGCAGGAUCCACUUGAUGUUUGCAGUAACAGACCAGAUUGUAAGGGUCAGUAACUGACACCAACAAAAUGGACCUUCAGUUUUUAUCUUAGCCAUAGUUUGAAAUAGGUAGACAGCUUUGAAACCGGCAAGUUAGAAUCGGAGCUUAGGCUUUCUAAAAUAUUGCAGGGCUGUUAAUGCGGUUUAAAGGAUGAGUGUUUAUAUGUUCACAUGCAGAGAAACUACAUUCCAAUUGACAGCAACUCAAUAUGAGGGUAAUUGAGAAAGGGCAGUGAAUACAGCGAUGAAAAGCUAAAAAAAAAACCAAUUAGUCCUUGCAUUUUACUGCAUGAACAUUAACAACGUACAUGUUAUAGACACACAAAUUUUGCAGAUCGGAACUAGUGUCUCUGCAGUGUAAGAGGUAUGUGGUUUAGAUGUGUGUGUCUACAUUGAGAAAUGUGCUUUGUGUGUAUUAGGAUUCUGGAAUGUGUUUGUCCUGGUUGAGUGGGAUCAUGUGACUUGAGGGGUCACCAGGAUUGGCUCAGUCUCUACUCCUGAAGUACUCAGUGUCCCCUCUUUCCCUCACCGUCUCCUUGUUCAGAUAUUGCUGUUGUGAAGAUGAACCUCUCUGUUUCAAUAAAAGUUGGAUGGUU
Messenger RNA from Clupea harengus (Atlantic herring), 3526 nucleotides. It is a transcript of the gene tmem240b, whose product is annotated as transmembrane protein 240b. The record is from RefSeq and is a predicted model, not a curated record. Lineage: Eukaryota; Metazoa; Chordata; Actinopteri; Clupeiformes; Clupeidae.